CGGAAACAAGAUGCUGAGCGAGAAAGAGAGAAGGAGCGAGAGAGGAGGGAGAAGGAGCGGCGCGAGCACGAACGCCGGGAGCAGGAGCGCGAGCGAGAGAGGAUGAUCCACCACCACCAGCAGCACCAGCAGCAGCAGCAGCACCUGCAGGCGCAGCACGCGCAGCACCAACACCAGCAGCACCUGCAGGCGCAGGCCCAGGCGCAGGCCCAGGCCCAGGCCCAGCACCAGCACCAGGCGCGGCUGGCGGCGGAGAGCAAGGGCCGCGACCGGUCGCCCAUCCGCAACGGCACGCCCACCGAGCCCGCGGACCGCAAGGACAUCAAGGAGGAGGAGCUGGCCAUGCUGUCGCGGGCGGGCGGCGUGGGCGGCGUGCAACCCUACUUCCUGUCGCGGCUGCCCAUGCUGGACCCGUCGCGACGCUCGCUGCCCCCGCACCCCGGCGCCUACGCGCACCCCGGCGGCAUGUGGCCGGGGCCCGACCCCUACCGGGAGGCCUACAGCAGGUUCGACCCGAUGCGCGGCCUGCAGUACCCCAUGGCGGCCAUGUCGGCGGCCGCCGCCAUGCAGGAGGAGGAGCAGCGCGCUAAGCUGUACGGCCAGUACCGCGGCGGCGUGGGCGUGGCCGGGCCCGACCCCAUGGCGCACCUCCGCGCCAAGGACCCCAGCCCCCCCGGCCCCAUGCUCAACAACCACCAGUUCCACCACAGGCCGUCGCUGCCGGGGCUGCCGCCAGGAAUUGCCCAAGAUUACUUUAUCAUGUUAUGUUUUGGGUUAAGGCUGUAUAAGUGUUGUUAUUUGUAUUAUGUCUAG
Molecule: messenger RNA, 813 nt
Organism: Thrips palmi
Lineage: Eukaryota; Metazoa; Arthropoda; Insecta; Thysanoptera; Thripidae
Product: E3 ubiquitin-protein ligase TRIM33-like
Exons: 3
Coding region: 103-813 (236 amino acids)
Source: RefSeq, a predicted model, not a curated record